This is a messenger RNA of Oldenlandia corymbosa var. corymbosa, 441 nucleotides long. The record is from the annotation of a GenBank genome assembly. Lineage: Eukaryota; Viridiplantae; Streptophyta; Magnoliopsida; Gentianales; Rubiaceae.
AUGGAUCAGCUUCAUUUUUCCAAGCUCUUGUUUUCGCUGGUUCUUUUGUGUUCUCUACCAGUUAUCAUGUGUAGGGAACUGAAGAGUAAUCCCAAAUCGAAAACCAGUACCCUUUUUGAGAGGAUGAAAUUAGAGGGAAGAAGCAACACAAAUUGCUGGGAUUCACUGUUUGAGCUCCAGUCUUGCACCGCCGAAAUCGUUCUGUUUUUCCUCAAUGGAGAGACAUACCUUGGUCCGGGCUGCUGCAAUGCAAUAAGGACUAUUCAGCAUCAGUGUUGGCCUUCCAUGCUUGGUUCUGUUGGGAUUGAUCAGGAAGGGAGUGAUGUUCUUUUGGGCUACUGUGAUACAAGCGAUGGCGAUGACUCUGGCGACUCGGGAUCUCCUCCCCAAGUCGUAGCUCCCAUCGCCAAUACCACCACAUUCCAUGUUGUCAAUCCUUAG